AUGUUUGGGACAAGGCAAAGUCACGCUGCGCUGCGGAAGCGGACGCUGUGCUGCGCCGAGAUGACCGAAUGGGAUUUUGACCUAAGGAAUCUGGAAUCAGUACUGCCAGCUGCGCAUACAGCAUGGGGUCGCCUGUUUGAAGCCCAUGCCACGCAAAAGCUUGGCACCAAGUAUUCUCCGGUGCUCGAGGCCUUUUCGGUAGACUUCCUCGGUGUAGACUUCCUCGGUGUAGCAGAUGGAUAUGAAGCUUGGGAAGACUUUGCCAAAGACCACAUGACGCACAUGCACAACAGCACCUGCGCAACACUACAGGCACCACAUUUCCUGAUUGCAGAAAUCGGGCUAACAACCCAAACCUUGGUGAAAAAAAUGAAAGACAAUGCAACAUCCCUCAGAUUGAUGGAGACGUUCGUCAGCACCAUGCGAUCCAAGAACUUUAGUGCCGCAAAAUGCUUGGUUUAUGACGGGGCGGAUGCAGAAGACUUCACAAAGACCAACUUGGCAAGGCAAUUCUUGGACGAAGGGGGAAUCUUGAUCAAUAUUCCGUACCUAUCGGCAGACACGGUCCUGGCAAAAUUGAAUGAAACCACAAAGCUUCGAGAGGAAUUGGAGGCAUUGCGGGCAGACCUGGAGCACUACCUGGAGCUUUCAGGAGAGGAAUUGCAGGCAUUGCGGGCAGACCUGAAGCUUUCAGGCACUACUGCCACACAGACCAAAGCUGUUUGGGUGAGGCAGCUCCAGAAGGACGACAGUGGUGGCUUUGAGUUUGCUGGCAAUGCUUUCCCAAUUGACCCAGUGCCCCAAAACAUUGCAUAUUUAAAAAAUGCCAUCAAGAAGGACAAGCCAAACAAAGUCCAAUGCGAUGCGGAUGAGAUCGACAUUUUUAGCCAACAGCAGGAUGGAAAGUGGAUUAAGGAAAAUGAAGAAGCGCUAGUCAAUCGUGGCACGUCCAAGACAGACUGUUAUGGUUUCUUGAUACCAUCAACAUAG
Messenger RNA from Durusdinium trenchii, 990 nucleotides. NCBI's taxonomy places the organism in Eukaryota, Dinophyceae, Suessiales, Symbiodiniaceae. The record is from the annotation of a GenBank genome assembly.